This is a messenger RNA of Neospora caninum, 963 nucleotides long. RefSeq lists its product as hypothetical. The transcript has a single exon. The coding region runs from base 1 to 963 and encodes 320 amino acids. The record is from RefSeq and is a predicted model, not a curated record. NCBI's taxonomy places the organism in Eukaryota, Apicomplexa, Conoidasida, Eucoccidiorida, Sarcocystidae. Gene Ontology annotation, biological process: phospholipid dephosphorylation; signal transduction; phospholipid metabolic process. Gene Ontology annotation, molecular function: phosphatidate phosphatase activity.
AUGACGGAGCAGGAAAAGGGCGAGGGCUCUGGCCCGUUGUCUUUGGCACCAGCGGGAGAGAGUGUGAAGGGGAAAACACAGUUUAUCAUUGUCAUUUUGCAAAUUAUCGGUGCGCUCGCUGUUGGGGGGUACUGCAUUUUUGCGUCUCUUGCUGAGCCCACUGCUGUUGGCUUCUUUUGCAACGACGACAGCAUUCGCUUUCCGCUGCUCCCUCAGACUGUGCCAGCGUUUGAAGCGUCACUGAUUGUCCUUUUGGUCCCGCUUGUGGUGAUCAUUGUUGUGGACACAGUCACAUGGGUUAUGUUCGGGGAAAGGUUUGGACGCCGUGUUAACCUCGGCUUUUGCCAGCUGGGUGGCAUUAUUGCACUGUAUUACCAGUCCCUUGGGGGGUUCGCCUUCGCUUUGUUAAGCUGCUACGCCAUCACGCUCACCGCAAAAAUAUGUGUCGGGCGCCUCCGGCCGCAUUUCCUCACCGUAUGUCAGCCAGACUGGACAAAAAUCACUUGCAGCGAUCCGAGUGGAUUCCUUUACGUAGACAAGUUUGUGUGUCUUGGAACAGACAAAGCUGCAAUUAAGGAAGCCCGCGUGUCUUUCCCCUCUGGUCAUUCCAGCACAAGUAUGUGCUCCAUGUUGUACCUAAUGUUGUACUUGCAGUCCCGCCUCGUAUUGCUGUGGAAGUCCGGGGUGAAGCCUUCCCCUGCUGCAUCAAAACCCGCAGAAACCACCUGGCGCAUCCUCCGGCUCAUUUGUCCGUUUUUGCAAUUGGUUGCGUUCGGUGUUGCUCUGUUUAUCGGCCUAUCUCGGAUAAAGGACAAGUUCCACCACCCCGGCGAUGUGGUGGCGGGUUUUGUUAUCGGGGCCUGCUGUGCUAUAUUUACGACCUUUUACAUCGCUGCGCUUGGCUCCUACAAAAAGGGGGGGGUCAAAGAGAGAAUUGAGGAGGAACUGGAAGAAACUGUUUAA